Molecule: messenger RNA, 459 nt
Organism: Quercus lobata
Lineage: Eukaryota; Viridiplantae; Streptophyta; Magnoliopsida; Fagales; Fagaceae
Product: pectinesterase inhibitor 12-like
Exons: 1
Coding region: 1-459 (152 amino acids)
Molecular function (GO): enzyme inhibitor activity
Source: RefSeq, a predicted model, not a curated record
AUGACUUCUUCUUUCACAGUACUGGUCUUUCUGGCAACGGCAACUCUCCUUCUUGCCGGCCAGGCUCGCAGCGUAAACCUGUGCAGCAAAGCUAACUUCCCGGCCGUCUGCCAUGCCGCCGUGAAGAAUUUGAAGGACCCUCAUUCGGCCACAAGAUCAGCCAUUAACCUACUGAUUUUCAAGACCGCAAAGGCCAAAGUGUUGGCUCGCAAGUUCCGCAGUAGUGACUGCAAUGAGAUCUAUGACGACGCCGUUUACAACCUCUUCACGUGUUUGGAAAACCUCAAGGGGCAUGACAAGGCCAGCCUGAACAUCAACCUCUCUGCGGCACUGUCGGAUUACGAGCAAUGCGAUGACACGUUCGCGGAUUUCGGCAGACACUCACCGCUGGUCAGAACCAACAAGUUGUUGAAACGAAUGGCUAGCAAUGGUUUGUAUUUGGCUAGUCUAACUCGCUAA